Molecule: messenger RNA, 4531 nt
Organism: Xenopus tropicalis (tropical clawed frog)
Lineage: Eukaryota; Metazoa; Chordata; Amphibia; Anura; Pipidae
Exons: 7
Coding region: 9-2147 (712 amino acids)
Source: RefSeq, a predicted model, not a curated record
UCUCCGACAUGGAGGAGGAAAAGUUUCCAGUGCAGGAGUCCGAGAUUACGUGUGUACAAGAAACAAACAAUAUCAUCUCAUGUGCAACAGAAGACACAAGCCUGAAAAAGACUCUUCUGAUGGGCAUGAAAAGCUUGGUACAAACACAAACUGAAAGGCAAGAAGUAAACUUAGCUUCAGAUUGGAAAGUGGAGUCGUCAGAAAUAGAUGUAAAACCUCCACAAUGGGCACCAAGCCAUGAAGAUGAGUCUUAUUCAGAAAAAAGCAAUACAAUGGAACACCAAGACAUUGAAGAAGAUAUAUACCAAGAAGAAAAUGCUGGUUCAGCAAUGCUAGAGGCAGAUAACAAAGCAAAACACCAAUGCAUGGUAGAAGGUGAAAGCAAAGGAGAAGCUGACAGUUCAAAGAAGCUGUUGGACACAAUCAAUGAGAACAAACAUAUCUUAGAUAAUGUCAUUAAAAAUGUAAUAGAUACACCACAAAAAGACACAAACCACCCUGAUGCAGGAGAAAACAACAAAGAUGACACCUUGGAAGAGGUUUUUGGUUCACCAGAUGAAGAUAUUACAGAAUCAGAAAUGGUUGUUGAUGGAAGCCAGGGAGGAAAGGACUAUGAUACAGAGAAGCUGCUACAUUUAGAAGCACCUGAAGACAUUACAGAACCAGAAGUUGUUGGUAAUAGAAGAGAGGAAGAGAAGAACUAUGAUACUGAAGUGUUGCUGCAUUCAGAAGCUGAGGGCACCAAGCAAAUCCUAGCGAUAACUGAGGAGAAAACCCAAAAAGGGAGUUCUGAUGCAGAGAAGAUGUUGGUCUCAUCAGGAGAGGACAUAGAACAGCAAGACCAUGGAAUAACUAGAAGUUAUGAUACAGGAGAAAAUAAACAUCACUUUGAUAAGUUCUUGGAUUCAGCACCUGAGGACAUUACAGAACCAGAAAUUGUUGGUAAUAGAAGCGAGGAAGAGAAGAACUAUGAUACAGAAGCUGAGGGCACAAAGCAAAUCCCAGGCACUACUGAAGAGAAAGGGAGCAAUGAGUCAGAGAAGAUGUUGGUCAUACCAGGAGGUGAUAUAGAACAGCAAGACCAUACAACAGGAUUAGGUUAUAAAGAGAAAACUUAUUCUGAAAAGUUCUUGCACUGUGAGAACCCAUCCCAUCCAGUUACUGAGGAGCAUCCAGUCAUUGCCAAAGAUGGGAAGGAUGAAGAUAAAAACGAUCUACAAAAGUUGCUGAGCAAACCAUCUAACAACAUAAAACACGAAGAAUCACAUGAUAAAGUCAAUGAAACAUACCUUGACCCAAAAUAUCCAACCGCUGCUCCAAAUACAGUUCCUUGUGUGGUAACGGCUCUGAAGAAACUUUCAUGGAUUGUUUUUCUGUAUUUUUCCUAUCAGUUCCAGUUCAUGUAUACAGUGGGGUUCCCUAUAAAUUCCGUCUGGCGCAAGUACUGGGCCAAUGGCACCGAUCUGUUGGCUCAAAACCUGAUAAUUCGUAGCUUGGGCAAUUUCUGCUCCCUGACAUUCACCGUCACCCCCCAAACCAGGAAUUGUUCUGAUAUAGCUCAUGCUGUUCUAAUCAACAGCACAUCCCUACUGCUCUUAGUAAGGGAACCACCAGAGACCCAAUGGCACCUGGAGCAUGGAUCCUGUACAGAAUGUCGGCCGCAAAGUAAAUACUUCACUCCUGGAGAACGACUCCAUGAUACGGAAUCUGUAAAGGAAAUGUUACAGCUUUACACAAUCCAACCUGCAACCAAUACCCCGGGGUCUCUCCCGCUGAACUCUACUGUCACCCCCCCAGCGCCCGAGGCUUGUAACCCUGUCUGCGUCGGUUUCCUAGUUAGUUUGGCUGUAUUGGUUGUGGGCGUUUUGGUUAUCCUGGCUGCGGUCUGCAUCAGAAAAAGAUUCUGUGCCAGAAAUCAACCUAGAGAAGAGAAUGUGUCAGAUACACCACCUGAAAGAGUGGCGCUGAGUGACAUUGAUGGACGCGAGGAAGAAGAGAGAGGAAGGCAGCCAUCUAGUCACACCAAUGGGAGUAUUUCUAAGGAGGCCCAGGAGAACCAAGAACUGCUAAUGAAUGGGACAGUACUAGACCCUCAACUGGGCACUGGCACCAACCAGCUGAGCAACCAUCACUCAACUGGAACCUAGUUGACCAUCUCACAAAUAAGGCCAAUGGCACAGGGGUCCUGUUAUUAACAUUUGAAAUGAAUAACAUGUGGACUGGUGGUGAUGUUGGGCAACCAAUCAGCGGAGAAUUCCCCCUUGUGCCAUAGGCCUAAAGCAACACUAUAGAUAGCACGGGCUAGUGAUAUUAUACUGUAUAUAUCCCAUUACUGCAAAUGAUAUUCCUAUAUAAUUUCAUACUCAUCUGUUUCCCUUACGAUAUGAUACUAUGGCCCCAUUGGCCUUGGCCUGCUCCCCUAGCUGAUCCCAUGUAAAGGGAAUAUAGCACAAUGGGAGGCUGCGACCGGCCAACACUAGACAAUGGCAGGGGCAGGCGCCAUGGAACUGAGCAUUUGGAGAGGCUGCCAAUAGAUGGGUUGCCAUGGGAGAGCUUUAACUGUGCACUUAUGUAUAGUAGGUGGUCUCUUUUUGGAUAGGCUAAGCCUACCUAAGCCUGCCUUGUUCUCCAUCUAUAAGCAGGGGGUAUGCUCCCAGCACAGUCAGUACUAGAGCGGGAAGCAGCCCUACGCCCCACCGUGGAGGUGGAAUGGCACUUCCCAGGCAAUGAUAUUGCAGUGGAACUCAUUCAAACUACUGCAGGAAUGUGCCAAGGUAAAAGGCUAGUAAAGGUUACACUAUGCUGAGGUUUGUAGUACAGCAACAACUGAGGGAAGUGUGGUUGAGCAACAAGGAAUAGCUCACCUUUAUUAAAUACACUUUUUUGGUUAAAGAAUGCUGUACUCCCACAUUGCAUAGCGCCAGUGUAUCUGGCUGCAACUAUUAAUAAUAAAGGAGGCACAGAAAAGAGAUAGGAAGGGCAACCCUAAAGAGAUAGGAAGGGCAACCCUAAAGAGAUUGGAAGGGCACCCCUAAAGAGAUUGGAAGGGCAACUCUAAAGAUAUAGGAAGGGCAACCCUAAAGAGAUUGGAAGGGCAACCCUAAAGAUAUAGGAAGGGUAACUCUAAAGAGAUAGGAAGGGCAACCCUAAAGAGAUUGGAAGGGCAACUCUAAAGAGAUAGGAAGGGCAACCCUAAAGAUAAAGGAAGGGCACCCCUAAAUAUAUUGGAAGGGCAACUCUAAAGAUAUAGGAAGGGCAACCCUAAAGAGAUUGGAAGGGCAACUCUAAAGAGAUAGGAUGAGCAACCCUAAAGAUAUAGGAAGAGCAACCCUAAAGAGAUUGGAAGGGCAACUCUAAAGAGAUAGGAUGAGCAACCCUAAAGAUAUAGGAAGGGCAACCCUAAAGAGAUUGGAAGGGCAACUCUAAAGAUAUAGGAAGGACAACCCUAAAGAGAUAGGAAGGGCAACUCUAAAGAUAUAGGAAGGGCAACUCUAAAGAUAUAGGAAGGGCAACCCUAAAGAUAUAGGAAGGGCAACUCUAAAGAUAUAGGAAGGGCAACUCUAAAGAGAUAGGAUGAGCAACCCUAAAGAUAUAGGAAGGGCAACUCUAAAGAUAUAGGAAGGGCAACUCUAAAGAUAUAGGAAGGGCAACCCUAAAGAUAUAGGAAGGGCAACUCUAAAGAUAUAGGAAGGGCAACUCUAAAGAUAUAGGAAGGGCAACUCUAAAGAUAUAGGAAGGGCAACUCUAAAGAUAUAGGAAGGGCAACCCUAAAGAUAUAGGAAGGGCAACUCUAAAGAUAUAGGAAGGGCAACUCUAAAGAUAUAGGAAGGGCAACCCUAAAGAUAUAGGAAGGGCAACUCUAAAGAUAUAGGAAGGGCAACUCUAAAGAUAUAGGAAGGGCAACCCUAAAGAUAUAGGAAGGGCAACUCUAAAGAUAUAGGAAGGGCAACUCUAAAGAUAUAGGAAGGGCAACCCUAAAGAUAUAGGAAGGGCAACUCUAAAGAUAUAGGAAGGGCAACUCUAAAGAGAUAGGAUGAGCAACCCUAAAGAGAUUGGAAGGGCAACCCUAAAGAGAUAGGAAGGGCAACCCUAAAGAGAUUGGAAGGGCACCCCUAAAGAGAUUGGAAGGGCAACUCUAAAGAUAUAGGAAGGGCAACUCUAAAGAUAUAGGAAGGGCAACCCUAAAGAGAUAGAGCCGCCAUAUCAACUGCAAGUGAUGUUUGAAUAAGGUUUCCUCAUUAUGUUCCCCAAACAAAUCUGCUCGUUUACUAACACAAUGUUACAUAACUACUCUCUAUCCUGUUACAUGGGGAUGAGCACACAACUAGCAUUAAUCAUUGAGUCAUUUAUAUUUAAAGGGGAUAUAAACCCAACCAUAACGCUGACCCACAGCGCCCCCUGGUUUUGCUAUAGAAGUUGUCGAAAAACAUAAUUAUAGAUGCAAGGAAAUUCCCCAAUUCCCCACUGCCUAUGUACAUAUAUACACUGCUUGCAAAGCUUACUAUGCAAUAAAUACAAUAUGGAAAGGAAA